AUGGACUUCUGUCACUCUGCAGUUGCCCACGUAUCCCGGAGACGCUGGUUCGACCUUGGUGCCCACUUCAUGGUUCAUGCGAUUCUGGAAGAACAAGUGCGAUUUCCAGACCAGCUUCACAGAUUCUGCAACUGGAGAACAAACGACAGUGAACUUGAUAUAUGGUGGGAGGUUAGCCGUACCAUGUUCCUGGAGUACAUGCCACCCCCAUUUGGUACUGCGGCUCCAAUGAGCCGAGAAGAGCUCGAUGAGGUGUGGCCUCUCCAAUGGCUACAGCAUCGUUACGUCGAAUUUUUCGAGGAUCUCAUGGAGGUCCUGGAUGCGCCCCUCCUUCUUCAACUGGAGCGUGGUCAAAUGGAAGGCUUGACCGAGGAGGAGACACAGUGGAUUCGAAACUAUUGUGGAAUUUGA
Messenger RNA from Penicillium crustosum, 411 nucleotides. RefSeq lists its product as uncharacterized. The record is from RefSeq and is a predicted model, not a curated record. The coding region runs from base 1 to 411 and encodes 136 amino acids. NCBI's taxonomy places the organism in Eukaryota, Fungi, Ascomycota, Eurotiomycetes, Eurotiales, Aspergillaceae. The transcript has a single exon.